GACGCAAACGACACGGCUCCGAGCGAGCGAGCGAGCGAGCGAGCGAACCACCCCACGAGGGGUAAACUAAGUUGAUUUCAGCCGCUGCAGCCCGGGCCAACCCAGCCUCAAAAGUCAGCGAAGGGAUGAUUUGCUAGAGACGAUCUAGUCCAUCUGCACCCGACACGUUCCGGAUCUGCUCACGCGAAACGUGAACAAAAGGCCAUCGCCAGUGUCGUGGAACUAUUCGUCGUCAAACUAAAAAGCUGCCAACAAGAUGCCAGUGGGCGGCCGUGUUGCCGGCAAGGUCGGAGUUUACUCCAGUGGCAGUUCUGGCCGCAGCUAUACGGGCAUCAACGAGGAGAUCAUGUGGGUGAGCAUCGGCAUGGUGAUCACCAUCGGUAUACUCAUCAUCCUCGCCCUGUGCUACAUCGCCAGGGAAAAGUGCAAGAAGAAACGAGAAUUCUUCGUCACGGCAUGAUCCGCCAAAAUUGCGGCCGUUUGAUGUGCAGGACGGCACUGACUGCAAUUUUUGUGAAUUUUCAAAGUGAGCUCGCAAAAUUGAACGUCCCUGUCAGUGAUAAAUGUAGUGGCUGCAAAAAAGACACUUAUUCUACUAUGGGAAACUUAUUUACACAGAUGAAUGGAAAAUAAACGCUUCGAUAUAAUUUUUUUUUUAAAUGUUUACUGCUUCCUUGGCCAAAUAUUAUCUUAAUUAAUGAGCAUGUUACAUUUUUACUCAAUUCUACCUAAGAUGGAGUAAAAGAUUGUAAACUGAAUUAUAUGCAUUUAUAUUUUAAAAACUGAUUAUAAUAUUAAUUAAAGCAGACCUUUAUACUUUUGGAGAGAUAUAAUUUUUUAUGAUGGAUAUUAUAUUUAUUUAAUAUUUAUAUCAGGAAAAAAUUAUAUGUAUUUUAAAUAUGGUAUAUUCUAUUACAUAGUUUGCAAAUUGCAAAUCAAAAUGUUAUUUAAUUAUAAUGAUAUUCACAGAGAUUUGAAUGGAUGGAUAUUUUAUUAACUGUAAAUUGAGAAUCUGUCUUCAAAUUUUGACUCGUAUCAACUUCGUUUCACUUUGAAAUUGUCAUUGGUGUGAAUAUGAAACGUGUCAUAAACAAGCAAGCUAAUUAAAAAGCAGGGUUUCACUGUUGCGUUAGUUUGUAGAGAAUGUGUUGAAUGCAUCACUAAUUAAUAAGCUGCGAACCACAGCUCCUUUUGUGCUGCAUUAAUGGAGCACAUAAUAUACUGCAUACAGUGUAAACAAGACCAAUUAAAUAUCAGGAGAAUAUGUUAAAUCACAGGCAGCAACAGUACGCACCAAUAAAUGGCAAGCUGGAGAACGAAGCGGAAGUUUUCUUUGAAUGUAUGAAUAUCUCCCGAAUUACAGAUUUGUAGACUGAAAUAGAACACGCGCGGAACUGGAGCUCUGGUGAGAGAUAAAACAAAGGAAUUUCAAGUGAGUGUUUGUUCACCGCCUGCAUGGAGCCUUUUCAACCAGAGCCAAUGUGCAAAUGAGACCAAAUUUGCAGAAGCUCUUUGUUAUUCAGCAAUGGAUACACAGCUUCACCCUCCCUUUGCUCUCUGUGAUGAAAAGCCGCACUCAUUGUCAGUCAGAAUAACUAAUUAGAAAUCAUUCCUGCGUCAAAUUUUAUCAUUUUUUCCACGUGAAAGUUUUGUAAUUUAUUGAAAGUAAAAGAAAACAUUUUGAACACAACCAAGGAAAAAACCGGAAGAAACAAAAAACUUGUAAUUGUGUUUCCAACAGCUAAGCUGAAUUAAUGAGCCCUGUCAGUCAGCGUCCUUUGUAUUAUUUUUCACCGCGUGACCCAGAUAAAAGUUCUCGUAUAUUGGAUUUUCGCUGAA
This is a messenger RNA of Neocloeon triangulifer, 1839 nucleotides long. RefSeq lists its product as uncharacterized. The record is from RefSeq and is a predicted model, not a curated record. Bases 257 to 460 code for a protein of 67 amino acids. NCBI's taxonomy places the organism in Eukaryota, Metazoa, Arthropoda, Insecta, Ephemeroptera, Baetidae. The transcript has 3 exons.